UGACAUUCAUCUAAUCAAUGUUCUUCGAUCUGUUGUGGAUUUUGAUGGCCACUGUCAUGUCGAUUGAAGAAGGUUCUACUACCAUGACUACUACUACUCAGCUUGGGUUUCGCAACUAUGUUCCGAAAGACGAAGAACUUAAAAAGGUGUUACGAAAAUUCGUUGACCCUGACGAAAUAGUUGUAAAAGUAACCAAGGAACAAGGUUACAUUGCCCAACAAGAAAUCAACGAAUUUGAAAAAAAAAGAAAGGAUAAUGUCAGCCUUCUCAUACCACAAGUGAGUAAUUUGGACUUGAAAAAGAAAGUGGAGAGAAAACUAGAAACCCUGGAGAAAAGGACCCAAAGUUCUGUUUUAUCUAUGGUUCGUGAGAAGUUAAAGCAAGAAGAAGAGGAUUCCAAGUCUGAGAAUGAACAAGGGCAUUCGAAACACGCACAAAGUGGGGUUGCCUUGUGGAGGGCUAUAGAUUCAGUUGAAAGUUCACACUUCGAUGAUGACGAACGUUGGGAUUAAUGUGUAUUAUAUAGAGGUGAAGGAGUUUAUGGUAAACAACUAAUUAUUAUCGUGUGCGUCAGGAACUUUGAUUGUCGCCUUCUGCCGACCAAUUGUAGUUACUAUAUCCUUUUGCUAUAAAAUUGUGAUUAAAGUCAACCAUUUUGAAUAAAUUGCUUAUUUCAGUU
Messenger RNA from Galdieria sulphuraria, 679 nucleotides. RefSeq lists its product as uncharacterized. The transcript is spliced from 3 exons. The coding region runs from base 45 to 512 and encodes 155 amino acids. The record is from RefSeq and is a predicted model, not a curated record. NCBI's taxonomy places the organism in Eukaryota, Rhodophyta, Bangiophyceae, Galdieriales, Galdieriaceae. Gene Ontology annotation, cellular component: post-mRNA release spliceosomal complex; U2-type spliceosomal complex.